Lolium perenne is the source of this 723-nucleotide messenger RNA. NCBI's taxonomy places the organism in Eukaryota, Viridiplantae, Streptophyta, Magnoliopsida, Poales, Poaceae. The record is from RefSeq and is a predicted model, not a curated record.
AUGAAACUCGAUGGGACGUCCGAGGAUUCCUCUUCCCCGCCGCCACUCUCUCCCGUUCUGUUUCUCCUCGCUCAUCCUCUCCGCUCCCAAGAUCAUCCCGGCGUCUGCAAGGACAAAGACGAGCAUGCAUCCGUCCCCGCCCUUUCGCGCGUGCCAGCAGCCGCGCGUGUACAAACUCAUCGACGCCCGGUUCCCCUGCAUGACUCCCGCCGCUCGCGCCCGCGGGCUGCAGCGCGUCGACAUCGACCUGCCGCCGUCGUCCGCCUCCAGCUCGCCAAGCGUCGACGCCGCGGCCACGUCUGCGUCUCUCCGUCGCCCCAGCACGCGCCGCUGCAACCGCGUCCGCAGCAGCCUCCAACCGUCGCCGUCCGCUCCAGCAACUCAUGCUCAACGUCUCUGCUCUCCGACGUCUUCGUCGCGGACAUCAUCGACCCAGCGCGACGGCCAGGCCCUGCACCUCGUCGCUGCGUGUCCGCUGGCCAGUCGCUCGUCCCUGCCUUCUUCAUCCUGGUCUUCCUCAAGGACGCCAAGGCCGGCAGCAGCUCGAGCUCGUCCACGUCUUCAUCAUCUACCACCCGGCCACCUUCUUCCUCAACGCCGGCGAGCCCCUCUGCCGCUUCUUCCUCGUCGUCGAGCAACCCUGGCAUUUGCUUCUUCCCGGAUAGGAUCACGAAGUGGUGUGGUGAGAUACUGACGAGUUCCUCCGACAAGUUCUCCUGCUGA